GUGUGUGCGUCUGUGUGUGUGUGCGUGCGUGUAUGUGCGUCUGUGUGUGUGUGUGUGUGUGUGUGUUUAUUGGGUCGUGUUGAAAACUCGGGUGCUUAAAACGCUGUCAUAAACAGAACAAACCCACGCAGCUCAGUUCCUCGAGUUGUCAUUCCGUGCAUGCGGUGACUCCUGACUUCUGAUUCGGCUCUUUACCGACUCUUUCCUUAAGGAUCCCAAGCUCCACUGAAGAAAGGAAGGAGGGAGCCCACUAAUUUACCUUCUGAGCAAACAUCUGAUGUGUUCCUGUUCCACAGUCAGUUAUGGGAUUAAUGACUUGUAGCUUUUAUGACUUGUGAAUCUUGAAGUUUCAAGAUGUGUGAUGUAGAAACAGAAGAGAAAAAGGUACUCCCCGAGUCCAUUAUGGAGAGGGGGACUGUGGUAACGAAGGAGGAGAUGGAGUGCCAUGGCAGCCAUUCAGUGGAGGAGGAGCAGCAGAAGACGGAUACACACCAAGGGCAGCUUAAAAGAAAUCAGAAGGGCAAAGGGAAACUAAUCAGAAGUGCAGCUGUGUGUGAUGACGCUUCGCCCACUGAAUCAAGCAACAAGAGCUCUGAGGGUGAAAGUUCACUGACAGCCAUCACUGCAGUGUGUGAAGGAGAGCAACUGGAUAAAUGCAAGGACAGCAACACCAUGAAAAAACCAAGCUUAUCCAAAGAAUCAAGUCUUGAGUAUACAGACUCAACCGGCAUUGAUCUAGAAGAGUUUCUGAUUACUACUCUAAAGAGCAGUCCCAGGGACAGAUUGAUGUUGCUGAAACUGGAGCAAGACAUGACUGAUUUUAUGACAGACAACUGCCUUUAUAAGAAGUUUCCUCAGAUGUCAUCCUAUCACAGGAUGCUGGUUCACAGAGUUGCAGCAUAUUUUGGGCUAGAACACAACGUGGAUCACAGUGGAAAAGCUGUCAUUAUCAACAAAGCCAGCAACUCCAGGAUACCAGAGCAGCGGUUUGCUGAACAUGUCCAGGAGGAGAGAACUGAAGAAAAAAGGUCAAUACUAAAGAGAGACAACAGCCAGGAGAAAGACGACAGUCAGCUGAGGAAGCCACAGCUGAUGGAUCAAAUGAAGAGUAAAUCAUUUGAGGAGAGAGAAGAAGAGUAUCAGAAAGUUAGAGAGCGAAUCUUCUCUCAGGAUUCAUCCUGUCCUGUUCAGAGUGUUUACAUUGAGACCAGAGGUCCAGAGGACUGCUUUAAUAUGCACAGUGAGACUCAAAGGAGGAGACAGCUCUUUAGAGGUACCAGGAAUGGUUCAGGUCAGCUGUCAGGCAGCAGCUUUGAGCUGGACUGUCACUGGAAUGACCCUCGACCCUGGAGCAGCACAGACUCUGACAGUUCCAGCUGGAGCUCCAAACCCACACAUUCGCUCCCAGACAACAAUCCCAAACUCUGCAAGCCAGUGACAGAGACAGCAGCCAGUAACAGUUCAGCGUUUGUUCUGGUGCCAGCAGAGUCCUCUAUUCUUCCUGGGACUAUCCUACUCAACCCAAACACAGGACAGCCAUAUUUGAAUCCUGAUGGAACUCCAGCUGUUUACAAUCCACCAGUGAGCCAGCAGACGCUGAGCAAUCAGCUAAACCCAGUGCAGUCACAGGCCCCACCGCCUCCCCCACCACACCAGCCAGCAGUGAUGAGCCACUCUCUUCCACAGGUUCAGUACUCUUCUAUGACGUACCUUCCUCCACAGUACCACACCCCAGAGCAGAGUAGGGAAGACCUUUCAUCUCAAUUCAGUAACAUGGCUUUGAGCCAUCAGUCUGUAGGUGAAACAUCAGACGUGUCCAGCUACUACCUGCAGGGAGCUCCGCCCACACUCGGCUACUCACAACCCCAACAGAAUUAUGCACCACCCUACCCUGCAGAUAACUAUAUGAGCUCAGGAAUGCCACUGGCUUUGCCUACAGCCCAACCCACUCAGCCCUGUGGCCACCAGAGUAAUCAGGUCCCCAUGUAUAGUUACCCUGCUCAGUGUGCCAACACAUCUCAGCAAUAUGGACCUGCCAGUUACAACACAGAGACAGGUACAGGAUACACUGCUCUUUUAACAAGCCAGCAACAAGCUUACUCCAACAUGGUGGGAGCUCCACCUGUGUUACCUCAAACACAGAAGAGCAUCAUGGGCUCCUAUUCUUCCACCUCAUCCUAUCAGAUGGUUCCGCCGUUGCAAUCCUACCCCUCGACAGUGCUGGUCUCCAGGCAGACUGGGCAGAAUCAGAGUGCUGGGCUGCCAGCUGGAGUGCCAGUUUACUGCAGCCCUGUGAAUCAUUCUCCACCUCCACCUCUCAGUGUGGGCAACCCCUGCCAAUCAGGAAGCUACAGAAACACAUGCAAUAGAACCCAUAACCAGUGUUGGUACUAACACACACACACAGAGACACACACACGCACACACAGUAGCACAGACUGAGGGGGGUAGAAGAACCAAGGAGGUAGAAGAACCAAGAACUGUAGCCCUGUAUUCACAGGCUACACACUAUGGUGUUUGUUUUAGUAUUUAUCACUUGAAUGCACAACAUUCAGAGUAGCAGCAACAGACGUCCAGCCUCGUCUGUUUUCCGUGUACUGUUUUACCUAAAGAUUUCUUUUACAUGCACUGAUGUAUGUGUGAAUAUUUUCUGCCACUUGCACCAGAACUGCUGGGUUUAUUUGCAUCAUGUCUACUAGUGCAAUGUAUAAUAGAGUGUGUAUUAAUAUUUUAACAAGAUAGUUAUUGCAUAUUAUGAAUAAAACAAAUUUUUACUUCCCCAUGAAAUACAAAUUGCCA
Molecule: messenger RNA, 2799 nt
Organism: Tachysurus vachellii
Lineage: Eukaryota; Metazoa; Chordata; Actinopteri; Siluriformes; Bagridae
Gene: arpp21
Product: cAMP-regulated phosphoprotein, 21
Exons: 20
Coding region: 355-2394 (679 amino acids)
Cellular component (GO): cytoplasm
Molecular function (GO): nucleic acid binding
Source: RefSeq, a predicted model, not a curated record